This is a messenger RNA of Myxocyprinus asiaticus (Chinese sucker), 1170 nucleotides long. RefSeq names its product BCL2 interacting protein 4 (gene bnip4). The record is from RefSeq and is a predicted model, not a curated record. NCBI's taxonomy places the organism in Eukaryota, Metazoa, Chordata, Actinopteri, Cypriniformes, Catostomidae. The transcript is spliced from 6 exons. Gene Ontology annotation, cellular component: nucleus; mitochondrial outer membrane; mitochondrial envelope. Bases 160 to 744 code for a protein of 194 amino acids. Gene Ontology annotation, biological process: positive regulation of apoptotic process; mitochondrial outer membrane permeabilization.
AAACAAAAGAUUUCGUCAGUGUUUUUUCUGGAGAGCGAUAUUGUUGCCCCGUACGUCUCUGAGGGCAAGCAACUUUUAGUUACUCAAUCUUUUAUUCACAAACAAACAAAAUAGUAGUCACACUAUAUUUUAGAAGCGUAAAUUACAUUUUAAACAACGAUGUCAACGCUGAAACUUAUAACUCAAGAAGAGAGUCUGCAUGACUCAUGGGUCAAGCUGCACUUUGAUUCAUGUAGUGAGCACGGUGAAGACAUGCCAGCACUGUGUGAUAUCACAGACCUGGAGAAAAUGCUUCUGGAAGCUCAACGCGAGUCCAGCAGCAGUUCACGGACAAGCUCUCACUGUAGCAGUCCUCGACGUGUCCAGACACCUCCACUCAUCAGUGCAGUCUCCAUCAACACACACACCAAUACACAGACAACGCAUCAUUGCACAGCUUUACUGCAUGGGUUUGCAUCUAUCAAAAUGCAGGAGGAAGUUGUAGCAGAGAGCAAACAGGAAACUGAGGCUAUUAUGAGGAUCUGUAACUGGUCUAGCCGGCCAGAGAAUAUACCACCCGCAGCAUUUAUCAUUAAACGUCCAAAGCAGAACCGAGUGUGCAACGGAAACACGGACAAAAAUGAAGAAAUUAACACACACUUGCUUAAAAUACUGCUACCCUCCCUAGUAUUCACACACAUCAUCAUGCUUGGGUUGGGGAUCUGUAUUGGACGGCGCCUCUCUGCUCAGUGUUCUGUUAUCUAAGUCAUAGCAAAUGAGUGUGUUUGUAUGCUGUGUGUCAGGAUCUCUCUGGGAUAGUCUGUAUUUUAACUAGAUAACCUGACAACCUCUUGCUGGAAUCCCUUUUGUUGUCCACCAGGGGAAAUGCAGGGCUAUGUAAGAUGACACUAUAACUAUGAUGAGGAGUAGAAACUCUCAGCAAUAAUUCCUUCUUUGGUUAUCCAGCAGGGGUUUUUUUGGCACAGAAUUCAUUUAGACUAGCCCAAUUUUGCCUGGGGAUUAGAUUUCUGAGCCGUAGAUAAGAUUAUAUGCCUAAUAGAUUUCAGGUUAAUUGUGGUUGUUAACAAACAAUAAUUGAAUAUGCAUAUUCUAAAUAUGAUAUGUUAUGGUAAAUGAAUAAACCUUGCUGCCAAAAUCCAUUAUGCUCAAUAAAAAAAAAGCUCUUUUAAA